AUGAAAGAGGUACGCAAAGAUAAGGAGUGGGGAGCCAAGAGGCUCUGCGCAACCAAUUGUAAGAACCAAUGGUCCAAGUUGGAGUUUGGCCAAAUUGGGACCAAUGUUGUGCAAAUGAGUGCAACAACUGCGUGGGAUCCUUGGGUAUCUGAGGGACAAGGCACCACUAGUUCCCCAUACCUUCCACCAUUACCUCCCGCACCCCCCCACGUUCUUCCUCCCAGGCAUCCACCCACGCUGGCCGGUCCUACCCCACACAUCCUAUGGCAACCCGCUCCUGGCCACCCUCUUGAGCCCGCUCCCCUAUUGAUCAGGGAGAGCUGGGACCCUUCAUUCCGCCAGCCUCCCCUGAGCUUGGCAAAGUCUCACUUGAGCGGGUCAUCCGCCUUCUUUGGGGGCUCCAAUCCCAAGUCAACCAUAUCAAACGGACCCUUUUGGAACAAGCCAAAAUUAAACAUCUUGCAAACAGUCAAUACUGUCAAGGAUGGGCUUGCCCGCCUCCAGCACGCCUGGGGUCCCCACACCCCAGAAGAACAAAAACCCCCUGCGGUCAAGGAAACUCCCAGGGCCGCGCCCAAAGCCAAGCCUAUUGGCAAGGCUCUACCCUUCCUUGGGGGCCCAGCCCCUAUCAUCUCUACAGGGGCCCCCAGGCGCAACCCCCUCUCCUUAUUCAACCCAUACCCUUCCUCCUCCUUCCCUUUGGGACCGGCUCCAGCCCCCCAGGGACCUCCACCAGCGCCUGUCAUCACCCCGGCGCAGCCUCCAGCCCCCUCCACUGUGAAAGUGGACCACCCAGACGCCUUUAAAGGCAAAAUUGGCUUGGAGGCCAAACAAUGGCUGACACGCAUGCUAGCCUGGGUACGCCUGAACCAACAGCAAUUCCCGUUGGACCUGGAGGUCCUAAGCUUCCUCUUGAUGAAUAUGACGGAAGCAGCUGGGGCCUGGGCCCAUCCCCACUUGGACCAACUAGGGUCCCAUUGCGCACUCAUCCAGAGCGUGGAUGAAUUCAAAAACGAGUUCCUGGCCGCUUUUGGCAACCCAGACGCAAUCAGGGCAGCAGAGCAAAAAUCACCUCCCUCACCCAGACCGGCACUUAUGGAACUCAACUGGAAUGAUGCCGCACUACGCGGUCAGUUUGCGCAAGGACUUCACUGGGAGGUCCAAAGACAAAUUGCCACAAGGGAGAGGCAACCCCGCACUCUGAGGGAAUUGCAAGAUGCAUCCCUCAUCAUUGACAACGCCCUCCGUGAGGAACGCGCUAGCCACCCGCAACAGGGUAAUAAGCCUAGCAAAACAACCACAACCCCCAAUUGGGGGGCAAGUACCGGCCAACAGGCCACCAAAACUGGCCCCCUCUCCUCCAAUCCAAACUAUGUCUUGGAAGAAGAACGCAACCGCCGCCGCGCAGAAGGUCUCUGCGUCAAAUGCGGCAAACCAGGGCAUAAGUUUGCCGAGUGCCAGACUGGAUGGAAGGCCACCCCCAAGGAGGAUAAGGGGAAGGCCAAAGAAACCGCCAAAACUGGCAAAGACUCUGAGUACCAAUCAGGAAAAGAGUAA
Molecule: messenger RNA, 1557 nt
Organism: Rhizoctonia solani
Lineage: Eukaryota; Fungi; Basidiomycota; Agaricomycetes; Cantharellales; Ceratobasidiaceae
Exons: 4
Coding region: 1-1557 (518 amino acids)
Molecular function (GO): zinc ion binding; nucleic acid binding
Source: RefSeq, a predicted model, not a curated record